CUUCAAACUUGCGCCUUCAACUUGGUUCCUUAGAAUCACCUCGCCGGUUCGGCCUCGCCGAGUACGCCAAGUGACAGGCUGGUGGCGCGCACCACCUUCACGUGACGAUUAGUCUUCGUCGAGCAGGGGUAGUUUCGAUGCCUCUCUCGGGGUAGUUUCGCCGCAGCUCUCGAUAGUCGCUCGAUAGUGUUAUCGAUAAGCCGCGCGAAUAACGUCGUUGGCACAACGUCGCGAAUUUGUAACCGUUGAAUCUGCGCGACUGAGUGUUCGGCGGCUGCUUAUCGGGCGGAAGCUGAAAUUUUAGCUUCUUUGCGAACGAGAUCAUCGAGAUUUCAACUUGGAUUGUUUAUUUUCUCCUUCCUCACCUCCUCUUAUUUCAUCCUUUCCUUUCGGAUUACCUUACGUUGAAGUUUAUCCCACGAGGCAUCAAGAACAGAAAGUCGCCCAUCGAUCGAUCUAGGGAUCCAUCGACACGAUCCAUUGACCUACAAACGACCUAUUUCGCGACAUCAUAUCAUCCUAUCAGCACGAGACCGUCGUGACGACAGAAAGAACCGGAGCGACUUAUCCUACGGAUCGCGAAUAACGGUUCGAGCGACGAAAUCGCGAGCCGUUUCAUCGCAACGACAAGCCCGCUGUAACCAUCAAGAUUACCGGCCGCGGCGGUUGCGCCAAGUACUGUGGUACAGCUCCAUCACCCGGCAACAUUUCAUUCUCCAGUUUUCGUCAGUCCUUCACCACCAAUGUCAACUACCUGAAACGGAGGUUCUCGUCAGGGGAUCUGAGCUCGGAGCUCGAUGAUGAGCCCAACGCGGAUCCUGGGAUGGCCACCGUGGGCCGACAAGAUUCGUCUCAGCCGUAUCAAGCGGUGCCGGAACGACCUCUGCAGUCCCAACCGGGCCCGAUACCGCCGCCAACCCAGCCGCCCAUCCCGGGCGCGCCACCUCAGGGACCGCCGCAGCCCAUCGGCGGCGACCUCAGCCUUAACCUGAGACCUGGCUCGCGGACCACCAGUGCGCCGUCCUCGCCGGCGAAGACACGGGAGAGUUUGCUCCAGCGAGUGCAGAGCUUAACCGGCGCCGCUCGCGACCAGGGUGCUUCUAUUUUGGGAGCGGCGGUAUCUGGCGCGACCAGAGGCCCGUCAUAUAGCAAAGACCGAUGCUUCACUCUGCUGGUGAUCGACGACCAGAACACCGACUGGAGCAAAUAUUUCCGGGGUCGUAGAUUGCACGGCGAUUAUGAGAUUCGCGUGGAGCAAGCGGAAUUUCGCGAACUGUCCCUUACAGCCAGCGAGGCAGGCACCAUUGUGUCCAUGGCUGUCUAUCGUAACGGGACCAAAGUCAUCCGAUCCUUCAAGCCUGAUUUCGUAUUAAUACGACAAAAUCUACGGGAUGCUGGAGAAGAUUACAAAAAUCUCCUUCUUGGUCUGAUGUAUGGCGGUGUACCCAGCGUUAAUAAUCUAACAGCAAUUUACAAUUUCCAGGACAAACCAUGGGUAUUUGCACACCUGCUGGGUUUACAACGUCGUUUGGGUAAAGACAACUUCCCCCUGAUCGAACAGAGUUAUUAUCCCCAUCAUCGUGAAAUGGUAAGCGCAUCUCGAUAUCCCGUGGUGGUGAAACUGGGCCACGCUCACAGUGGGACCGGCAAAGCCCGUGCGGAAACAAAUCAAGAAUUUCUAGAUCUCGCUUCCCUGGCGGCUAUGGCAAACACCUAUUGCACAGCGGAACCUUACAUCGACACCAAAUACGACGUGCACGUGCAAAAAAUCGGAAAUAAUUACAAGGCUUUCAUGCGAAAAAGUAUAAGCGGCAACUGGAAAUCGAAUACCGGCUCGGCCAUGCUAGAGCAGCUUUCCGUAAGCGAGCGACAUCGCACAUGGGUCGACCAUGUGGCGCAAUUAUUCGGAGGAUUGGAUAUCUGCGCGAUCGAAUUACUGGUGGGCAAGGAUGGCCGGGAGCACAUAAUCGAGGUCAACGACAGCGCGCUGUCUUUAAUGGGGGACUCCCAGGAAGAGGAUCGACGUCACAUCGCGGACCUGGUUACCGCGAAAAUGCAGGUUUACUGUCGACCACCGAGCGUGUUGACCAAGACCGCCUCGCGAGGCUCCAUGUCAGGUUCUAGCCAGGUGAGCAGUCCAGUGGAAGAUCGAACUGCACCGCCAACGGCACCCUUGGGAUCUCACGGAAGUUUGGGUUCCAUGGCUAGUAUAGGAAGCUUAGGUUCCGUCGCUUCCACCGCGCCAAUAUCGGCUGACGUCACUACCUCGGAAAGUCAUCAUCAGUUACAGCGACGAGAUUCCCAAGCCUCGCAAUCGAGCACGGUGAGCAGCGCACCGUCCGUUGGUCGACGUCCCGAGGAGCCGCCGACGUCCAGGAUUCCGUUCCACCGACAAGGCAGCCAGUCGCAGACUGGCCAGGGCGAGGACACCGAGGACACCAUGAAGAAUCUGCGAAAAACCUUCGCCGGCAUUUUUGGGGACAUGUAGACCACAAGAUAUGGCCGACGUAGCGAGAGCGUAGACGUCGAGCGCUCUCGCGAUGAGGUAGCUAAUGGUAACAAGUCGGCAACACUAACACGAACUCACGAAUUACUUCGGAGAUCCUUGAGCAUGUUCGACGAUUGAAACUCGACGUGUCAAUCGUGCAAGGGUACACGAGCAUGUAGAUAUCUAUAUAUUUGCAGAUUGUCGUAGAAAAAAAAAACUCUCGCGCGAAAAUUGCAUGCCGCGCGAAGUGCACUAUUAAUCAUUCGAAUUUAAUCGAAUAUAAAAUUGUUAGAAAAUUAACGAGCAGGCGGGAAACGAGGUUGGAUAAUUGCGCCCUUCACGGAAACAUCGAGAGAUGAGAAUUUCCCGCGUUCAACGAUUUAUUAAGCUAACGCGCUGUCUAACGAGGUAGGUCCUGUAUAUUGAGAGAAUCGUGGUCGUGUGUAUGCGUGGAUACAUUGGAGAAUAAGGUAGUAAGUUCUAUAUAUAAUCCGUAUAUAUACGAAUUAAAUAAAAGUUAGGCAAGUUCAGUCGAAAGAAAUGGCAACUUAUUUAAUAAUCAGCUUUGAUGUUCAUUGAAUUGCUAGCGCAAUUGAUAUCCGGUGAAGCAUUUGCAUCGCUAAAAUAAAUCGUAUAUAAGCGCACUUUCUUACCAUAAAGGCAAGGCAAUCAUUCCGUAGGCCCCUGGCGUCUCCUCAACCAGUUUUACUUCGAGCACCCACUUUUAGGCUUAACGUUUGGAUCGUCGUGUGUCAUAUUGUCAUUUAAGGGAAAAGGCACUGCGAGAUAGAAAUUAAGGCAGGCAAUAGGCGUCUUUCGGGCGAUCUCGCAGUGUUUGUAAAAAUAUUCGUACGCCUACGUCAUUCGAGAUGAUCGAAGACGACAAAAAAAGAGGAGAUUCGGGCAUUAUUCUGAACAUUUGGCUAACCGAGACUGCGAGCGGUCGUUUGGUUUCAUCAAGGACUAUAGAACGAAUGUAUGUAGUUGUCUCUACUUUUAAGCGCACAAGUAGUUUUAAGAUAAAUCCAGGGAUGGGCAAAGUUUCUCGACAUCGCGGACAGGCGGUCGAAAACUUUCGAAAUCAAUCCGCGAGUUCUUUCUCUCGACGCGCGCGAGAGAGAUUAAUCGAUCAAGAUAUAUAUCGCUCGUCGAAAAUAUAUAUCGAUGAAUUAAUUCGGCAAUAAAUUUCUGACGAAAAACAUGUGGAAUUCACGAUGAAAAUUUAUCGCGCAUUCCGAGAGAGAGAGAGAGA
Camponotus floridanus (Florida carpenter ant) is the source of this 3740-nucleotide messenger RNA. It is a transcript of the gene Syn, whose product is annotated as synapsin. Gene Ontology annotation, cellular component: synaptic vesicle membrane; synaptic vesicle. Gene Ontology annotation, molecular function: ATP binding; metal ion binding. The transcript is spliced from 10 exons. Bases 824 to 2488 code for a protein of 554 amino acids. Gene Ontology annotation, biological process: neurotransmitter secretion. The record is from RefSeq and is a predicted model, not a curated record. NCBI's taxonomy places the organism in Eukaryota, Metazoa, Arthropoda, Insecta, Hymenoptera, Formicidae.